Messenger RNA from Magnolia sinica, 671 nucleotides. Its product is annotated as mannose-specific lectin-like. The record is from RefSeq and is a predicted model, not a curated record. Lineage: Eukaryota; Viridiplantae; Streptophyta; Magnoliopsida; Magnoliales; Magnoliaceae. The transcript has a single exon. Bases 28 to 543 code for a protein of 171 amino acids.
AAUCUUAUCCACCCAAGAACUGAAAACAUGGCUACUAUCCUCUCCACUACUCUUCUCAAUCGCUUCUUAAUCUCAUCUUUCUUUCUCAUUCUCCUUCUCAGCCCAGCCUGCAAGGCUGACAACGUCUUGUAUACUGAUAAAAGUCUCCAUGCUAAUGACUAUCUGGAAUAUGGGAGCUAUCAAUUUAAAAUGCAAGCAGAUUGCAAUCUGGUCUUAUUUGAUAACGGCAGGGCCAUUUGGGCAUCCAACACCAGCGGGCAAGACAGAAAUUGCUCUUGCACCAUGCAAAGUGAUAGGAAUCUUGUGGUAUAUGCUCCUAACGGUCGUGUUAUUUGGGCUAGUAAUACUUGGACACGUCCUCGUGCCUCCUAUGUUCUCAUCCUUCAAAGUGAUCGAAAUGUGGUGAUCUAUGGUCCGGGCGUUUGGGCCCUUGGGACUAAUAUACCUGGGAGUGGUGCAAUUCCAGUGGUCAGUUGGGCCAGCUCUGAGGACACUAAUCAUACCGCUGUGGUUGAUGGAUCUGGUACCAUCAUAGAUAUGUGAGAAGAUCAAUGCUUUGUGUUGAAAUGCAUAUGUUUUCCUUUGGCCUAAGUUUUAUAUUUAUCUAUGUGUGUGAUGAUGGGUAUGUAUCGUUUGAAAAUUUGAAUGAAUCUUAGUAAUAUAUUAGAGUA